This is a messenger RNA of Phragmites australis (common reed), 1781 nucleotides long. RefSeq names its product GATA transcription factor 5-like. Lineage: Eukaryota; Viridiplantae; Streptophyta; Magnoliopsida; Poales; Poaceae. Gene Ontology annotation, biological process: regulation of DNA-templated transcription. The transcript is spliced from 3 exons. The record is from RefSeq and is a predicted model, not a curated record. Gene Ontology annotation, molecular function: sequence-specific DNA binding; zinc ion binding. Bases 42 to 1316 code for a protein of 424 amino acids.
CAGUACAUUUGCUGCGGACACGGGACUUUGGUAGCCAUUCAAUGACCCACCGGACGCUCAUCUCUUCCGCCCCUGCUGCUGCCUUUUCCCCUGCUUCCCACUUCCUCCACGCCUCCUCCCCCUCCUCGCCUUCCCUUUUCACCCGCUCCUGCUCCUCUGCAGCCGCUCCCGCCAUGGCGUCGUUCGUCGCGCACCACCACGGCUCGCUGGUGGAGAGGGAGGGGAGGAUGGCCGCGCUGAGGAGUAGCCUCAGGCCGUACGAGGCGGAGGAGGAGAUGGCCGCCGCCGCCGCUGCCGGGCCGGCAGUUUUGGCGGCAGUGGACAGGGGUGUGGGGUUCUUAGGCGAGGGGUUCUCGGUGGAGGACCUGCUGGACCUGGAGGAGCUCUGCGAGGUGGACAAGGACGGCGCCGAGCAGGGCGAGGCGGCGCCAGCGGCGGCCGUGGUGGAGGACAAGUUAUCCAGUGACUCACACGGGUCGUCGGUGGUCUCCUACGAGCUCAUGCCGCCGCCGCCGCCGGUGAUUGACCUGCCGUUGCCGGCGCAUGACGCGGAAGAGCUGGAGUGGGUGUCCCGUAUCAUGGACGACUCGCUCGCCGAGCUCCCGCCGCUUCCAAAGCUCCCCGCGGCACCCUUAGCUGCGCGACGGCCGCUGGAAGGCGCGGUGUCAGCGAUGGACCCUAAGCGGAGCCCGACAAUAUGCGCGCUAUCGACGGAGGCGCUGGUGCCGGUGAAGGCGAAGCGCAGCAAGCGCUCGCGCGCGUCUGUGUGGUCGCUGUCCGGCGCGGCGCCACUAUCGGACUCGACGUCGUCGUCUUCCACGACCACGACGUCGUCCUGCUCCUCGUCCGCCUCUUUCUCGCCGCUGCUCCUCCUGCCCGCGGACUCGUCCCCGUUCUUGGCCGCGCACCUCCUCGACGAGGCGCCGCGCCAACCCAAGAAGUCUAAGCACAGCAAGCACGGAAAGAAUGGCAAGCCCAAGAAGCGCGGCCGCAAGCCGAAGCACCACCCGCCGCCCCAGUUCGCGGGCGGUGCAGCCUCCCUGCCGGUCCCAGGCGACCGCCGCUGCAGCCACUGUGGCGUCCAGAAGACUCCACAGUGGCGCGCCGGCCCCGAGGGCGCCAAGACGCUGUGCAACGCCUGCGGGGUCCGCUACAAGUCCGGCCGGCUCCUCCCGGAGUACCGCCCGGCGUGCAGCCCUACGUUCGUGAGCAGCAUCCACUCCAACUCCCACCGCAAGGUGCUCGAGAUGCGCCGCAAGAAGGAAGGAGUCCUCGUCCCGGUUCCGGCCGCCGCGCCGGCCGUCCCGUCGUUCUAGGCUAGCUAGCCUCCCCUCCCCGCUGGGGCGGCUGUACAUUUUUUUCCUAUCGUAUUAUUAGCAUGUUGUACCUUACUUGAUUUUUUUUUCAUUUCUCCAUUUAGUUCUGCUGUACUAGUAGCUAGAAUUCAGAACUGUAGAAGGAUCAUUAGGUCGAGUUAGGUGUAGGGAUUAAUAUUUCUAUGGUUUAAGUAGGUUUUAGUUUGUUAGGGUAUGACCAUAGUACUUGUGCCAGUAGUAAAGAAGUCCAACUCUUCACAAGAAAAGCUUUGCUUCUUGGCCUAUUAGGUUGAAAAGCUGAGGCUUUAGAGAGGCACAAGUGACAACAAUGUUAGGUGUGCCUUGGUGCGAAACAAGAAACUGACUCCCUUGUUUUAACCCAGGGUUCGGAGGAAUAGAGUGUUUGUUGUGCCUUUGCCUGUAUCAAUCUAUCAUCACUUCACAUUGUUGAUGCCAUAUUUUUCA